AUGGCCCCCUUUCAUUACCUAUGCUCACAAAUAGAAAACAGCUUCCGCUGGAAACUACGUAGAAUCGCAGUCCCAUCAACAAAAACCAAUCGAGCAAUCUGCCAAAUCCUAUACCAUGAGGGCUUCCUCUCCGGAAUAGCAACUGGAAACACCAAAGGACCAUACGCAUACGCUUACAAUGCAUCUGUAACUCCCGAUAACGUCGCUGAACAACGGCUAUGGCUCGAUUUAAAGUAUAGAGAUGGAUUACCGGCUCUAAGCUCGUUAAAAGUCGUAUCAAAACCAUCGAGGAAGGUGUCGCUGACUGCUGAUGAAGUCAAACUGAUGGCUGGAAUGAGGAAGGCGUCUACUCUCAUCAAACCAAUGCAGAUUGGACAGGUUACCAUACUCUCAACUCCUGCUGGAAUCGUCGAGCUGAAUGCUGCACUGAAAUUCAAUGCCGGUGGUGAAGUGCUUUGCAUUGCCACGUAG
Synchytrium microbalum is the source of this 471-nucleotide messenger RNA. RefSeq lists its product as uncharacterized. The record is from RefSeq and is a predicted model, not a curated record. Lineage: Eukaryota; Fungi; Chytridiomycota; Chytridiomycetes; Synchytriales; Synchytriaceae. The coding region runs from base 1 to 471 and encodes 156 amino acids. Gene Ontology annotation, cellular component: ribosome. The transcript has a single exon. Gene Ontology annotation, molecular function: structural constituent of ribosome. Gene Ontology annotation, biological process: translation.